Molecule: messenger RNA, 4318 nt
Organism: Suricata suricatta (meerkat)
Lineage: Eukaryota; Metazoa; Chordata; Mammalia; Carnivora; Herpestidae
Gene: PFKFB3
Product: 6-phosphofructo-2-kinase/fructose-2,6-biphosphatase 3
Exons: 17
Coding region: 390-1970 (526 amino acids)
Biological process (GO): fructose 2,6-bisphosphate metabolic process; fructose metabolic process
Cellular component (GO): cytosol
Molecular function (GO): fructose-2,6-bisphosphate 2-phosphatase activity; ATP binding; 6-phosphofructo-2-kinase activity
Source: RefSeq, a predicted model, not a curated record
UGCGCGAGGCAUCCUAGCAGAGCUGGAGAGGAGGCAGCGGGUGGGGAAGGCGUCCGACUGGAGCUGGCGCACGGGGACCGGGGCUGUCACCGCGCUGCGAGCAUCGCGAGGGCUUCCCGAGCGUCCGAGCCCGACCCUGCGGCGGCUGCGGGUGCAGCCCUAGCCCUCCGCCUGCCUCGCUGCGCUUGCGGAGCCUCACGCCCCAGCGAUCGUUCGUGAUCUAGCACAAAGCACGUUUCCAAAAAGCGGCGCACGGGAGAGCAACCGCGCCGCGCUCCCGCGCACGCACCCCCUCUUCCCCUUUGUUUCGGGGGUCGACCAGGCUGCUCUCCUCCCCAAGUCCGACUUCUUCGCGGGGGGCGGAGGGCCGCCGAGUCUAGGCUGCGAAGAUGCCCUUGGAGCUGACGCAGAGCCGAGUGCAGAAGAUCUGGAUCCCCGUCGACCACCGCCCCUCGCUGCCCAGAUCCUGUGGGCCGAAGCUGACCAACUCCCCGACCGUGAUCGUCAUGGUGGGGCUCCCGGCCCGGGGCAAGACGUACAUCUCAAAGAAGCUGACUCGCUACCUCAACUGGAUUGGCGUCCCCACGAAAGUGUUCAACGUCGGGGAGUACCGUCGGGAGGCCGUCAAGCAGUACAGCUCCUACAGCUUCUUCCGGCCCGACAACGAGGAGGCCAUGAGGGUCCGCAGGCAGUGCGCUCUAGCUGCCCUGAGAGAUGUCAAAAGUUACCUGACGAAGGAAGGGGGCCAGAUCGCAGUGUUCGACGCCACCAAUACCACCAGAGAGAGGAGACACAUGAUCCUUCAUUUUGCCAAAGAAAAUGAUUUCAAGGUGUUUUUCAUUGAGUCUGUGUGCGAUGACCCCAUGGUCGUGGCCUCCAACAUCAUGGAAGUUAAAAUCUCCAGCCCGGAUUACAAAGAUUGCAACUCAGCAGAAGCCAUGGACGACUUCAUGAAGAGAAUUAGUUGCUAUGAAGCCAGCUAUCAGCCCCUCGACCCCGAUAAAUGUGACAGGGACCUGUCCCUGAUCAAGGUGAUCGAUGUGGGCCGGAGGUUCUUGGUGAACAGGGUUCAGGACCACAUUCAGAGCCGCAUCGUGUACUACCUGAUGAAUAUCCACGUGCAGCCCCGCACCAUCUACCUGUGUCGGCAUGGCGAGAGCGAGCACAACCUCCAGGGGAAGAUCGGAGGGGACUCGGGUCUGUCCAGCAGGGGCAGGAAGUUUGCCAACGCCCUGAGCAAGUUUGUGGAGGAGCAGAACCUGAAGGACCUCAAGGUGUGGACCAGCCAGCUGAAAAGCACCAUCCAGACGGCGGAGGCCCUGCAUCUGCCCUACGAGCAGUGGAAGGCGCUCAACGAGAUCGAUGCGGGCGUCUGUGAGGAGAUGACCUACGAGGAGAUCAAGGACACCUACCCUGAGGAGUACACGCUGCGCGAGCAGGACAAGUACUACUACCGCUACCCCACCGGGGAGUCGUACCAGGACCUGGUGCAGCGCCUGGAGCCCGUGAUCAUGGAGCUGGAGCGGCAGGAGAACGUGCUGGUCAUCUGCCACCAGGCCGUCCUGCGGUGCCUCCUCGCCUACUUCCUGGACAAGAGCGCAGAGGAGAUGCCUUACCUGAAAUGCCCCCUUCACACCGUCCUGAAGCUGACCCCCGUCGCUUACGGCUGCCGUGUAGAGUCUAUCUACCUGAAUGUGGAGUCCGUGAGCACGCACCGGGAGAGGUCAGAGGAUGCAAAGAAGGGACCUAACCCGCUCAUGAGACGCAAUAGUGUCACCCCACUAGCCAGCCCCGAGCCCACCAAAAAGCCUCGCAUCAACAGCUUUGAGGAGCAUGUGGCUUCCACCUCCGCUGCCCUGCCCGCCUGCCUGUCCCCGGAGGCACCCACGCAGCUGCCCGGACAACCUUUGCUAGGGAAAGCCUGUUUACGAACUGUUUGUCACAUUUUCUCAAAGUUUUCUCCCUACUAACCUUGGAAAGAACAUGAAAAGCACCCAGAGUGGCAUCGACUCCAGGACGCACUGAGGCAGGCCCGUCGGCUGCUGCCAGCUCUGUUCCCACAGCUUCUACUUAGUGCUUUUCCAUCUGCCCGAGGCCAGCCAUCCCCAGGACGUCUUCCGGAACAGGGCGGGGGGUGCAGAAGAGGGGCCCGCCGGUCAGAGAGAGCCUCGUGCCCCCGACGGCGGCUGAGGCCCCGGGAGGCCCUCACCGCGUGCGGACCCUGCCCCACACCCUCCCUGGCCUCGCUGACCGCCCCCACGAGGCUCGGAAAGGGCAACGAGCAGUGGAGGAGGUGAGAGAGGGCCCUGAGGAGGGGACGUCGGCCUCCAGGCUGUUUUGUUUAGUUUCCGUGAUCCUGACCUGGAACGUUCCAAGCGGGGGGGGGGGGGGGCGCUGGCCCCGGCACCCUAAACUCGAAGGGGGCCUCAUUGCUGAAGAAGAAGGGAUGUCAGAGACUGUCACAAGGCUCUUCUGUGCUUCGCGGCCCGGGAAGUUGCCUCGUGAGGGCAGGGCUCGGGCCAGUCCCGAAGGAGGAAGGCGAGCGCUCUGAGCAGGACUCGCUGUCACAAGCAGCCACUGCACAGCGUCUGCACAGCUUCCCGCCUCCGAAGAUGCUAACUCCUGCACAGUGUGGCCGUCCGUGCGGGCAGAAGGAAAUUCCUGCAGGAACAGCCCCGGGGCCUCACCCCUGCUGGAGCUCUGCAGUCUCCGCCCUCCUGUCCCAGCUGCCCACGGAGCGGUUUGCUUUUGCACUUUUUAAAUGGCAGAAGGCGGGACCUGAAAGUUGUACCUCUUCUUCAUGAACGUCGAUGUUUGGGGUUUGUGCCCUUGGGGGCUGGAGCUCGGAAAGAACGUGGGGAGUCGGGCGUGCCCGACAGAUGGGGAGCUUGGAGCGACCCCGGGAACCCGGAGUCACUUGGGUCAUGUUCAGGCCAACCUGGAAGGUGGCACGGAGGUGAUCAAGGGUCACCUCCUUCCUCCAGGAUGCCCAUCACCUCCCCAUGCUUCCCAGGUGGGGACGGUGGCCCUGCGGGGACCUCGCCUCCGAGAGGCUGUCCCUGGUCUCCCAGCAGGACUGAGCUCGGUCCACGGCGCUCUCCAUGUCCUGGCGAAGAGGAGGCGCCUGGAGGCCCAGACAAUGGUUUGGACACUCCCUGUAGGGAUUUGUCCACGUGACCCUUGGCAGGGUCUCUCAGAGCUGGUGCCCGAGGUCACAUCCCUGGCUGGGAGCCCGGCGGCCUCACCCCCUCGUCUUAGAGAGGCGCCGACAGGACGGUGGUGUGGCUUGGACACCCGGAGAGGGCCCCGCACCACACGUGUUCCUCUGGUUGGGGGUCAGUGGGAAGCUGGGACCUGCUGUGGCCGCCGUCCAGCCAAGUUCAUGGGUUUCACAUGAAACACUCAGAUCCCUCCCCCACCUCCCCAGCCGGGCACCGUGCUGGAGGAUGUCUGUGCCUCUCUGUUCCUGUGUGACCCGGAGAAGGGCUCUCUUCCCCUCCUGCCUUCUGAGUCUCAGACGGCAAGUGGGCCCGGGCACACGCGUGUGCUUGCACGUCUAGCAGCCCUGCCCUCGCGAGUGGCUUCCCUGUGGCCCUCUCUGUGGCCCUCCUUUCACGCCGGGUGUCAGAGCCCCCUCUGAGCUUGGACCCUUUCCACUGAUGCGUGUGGGCCCACCCAUGGCUGCUGAGGUCGGGACCGCGGAAGCAAACGUUCUGCGCAUGCGCCUGUCAGGGCCUUGACGGGGCGACAGCUGCUGAGGGACCCCGGAGAUUGCAGAGCGCUGCCCAGCUGGAACUGGAAGCCGCUGGAUGGAGGGCACAUCUGACCCGCGCUCACGGGGCUCCUGCCGCCCUGACUGUUGCCUCCCCCUCCCCAGGCCCCCUGAAAAAUUCCUGGGACCAAUUUUGUUAACUCGGUUGUCCGUGGGUGGGUUUACCCUGCUCCUCACUCUGUCCGGAGACCGUGGGUGAAGCCCGUCGUUGGCGGGGAGAAGAGACCCGGCCACACCGCCGAUGUUUUUCGUUUGUAAUACUUGAAAUUUAUUUUUUUAUUAUUUUGAUAGCAGAUGUGCUAUUUAUUUAUUUAAUAUGUAUGAGGGAGCCUGAACAUAGAAAGCUGUCUAGGUUGGGCGUAGUUGUUCGGUCGUUGGUUUUGGGGGGCCUUUUACGUGUGACUCAUGACUUCUCUGUGUUCUGUACAGUUGUCUGAAUUAAUGACCUGGGAUAAGGCUGUGCAAGCUUUCAAACGGGAUGCUUUUCAGAAAUUUGUAUAUUUUGCAGUUGCCAGAAUAAUAAAAUACCUGGUUGAAAUAUGCUGA